Molecule: messenger RNA, 801 nt
Organism: Antrostomus carolinensis (chuck-will's-widow)
Lineage: Eukaryota; Metazoa; Chordata; Aves; Caprimulgiformes; Caprimulgidae
Gene: DESI1
Product: desumoylating isopeptidase 1
Exons: 6
Coding region: 1-450 (149 amino acids)
Biological process (GO): protein modification by small protein removal
Molecular function (GO): peptidase activity
Source: RefSeq, a predicted model, not a curated record
AUGGCGUUGCCACCUGUGCAGGAGGAGAAAAGGAAACAGCUGGAUGGCAUCUGGCACACCUCCAUAAUAGUCCAUAAGGAUGAGUUCUUCUAUGGCAGUGGAGGAAUCUCCAGCUGUGCACCUGGAGGGACACUUCUUGGCCCCCCGGACUCAGUUGUUGACCUGGGGAACACUGAAGUCACAGAAGAAAUUUUUCUGGAGUAUCUUUCCUCUUUGGGAGAAUCUAUGUUUCGAGGAGAGUCUUAUAACCUCUUUGAACAUAACUGCAACACCUUUAGUAAUGAAGUGGCACAGUUCCUGACAGGAAGAAAAAUCCCUUCCUACAUCACUGACCUUCCAGCUGAAGUUCUUGCCACACCUUUUGGACAAGCUUUAAGGCCUCUUCUGGACUCCAUCCAGAUCCAGCCACCUGGAGGAAAUACCUUCAGCAGACACAAUGGACAGAGCUAACAGGAGUAAACCAGUGUGCCCAGCCUCACCAGGCCUCUUCCUUUUUAAACAUGAAUCUACCAGAUUUCUAUUUUAUAAUUUCUCAUCAGACUUAACUCUACAGAAGUUACAAGUUUUAAAUUUUCCUAAGGAGAGGAUUUAUCAGGGUGCAUGUAAGACAAUGCUACCAAAAAGAUUGCCAUAAUUUCUAAUAGUAUUAUACUAAUUUAUAAAGGCUGUCUUGACUGAGUAGGCUGACACUUUCAAAGUAACUCCUGUGCUGGUAAGUGGGAAUUCAUUCCAUGAGUGUUCAAGGGCCCACUACACUAUUUGGAGUAAACAAGGUGAUGUCCUAGCCAUCCCUUGCAGGCU